Prunus mume (Japanese apricot) is the source of this 890-nucleotide messenger RNA. RefSeq names its product Disease resistance-responsive (dirigent-like protein) family protein. The record is from RefSeq and is a predicted model, not a curated record. Lineage: Eukaryota; Viridiplantae; Streptophyta; Magnoliopsida; Rosales; Rosaceae.
AAACAUUCUCAAGAUCACAAACUGUGCUUAUUUUUUCUCCCUUUCCUCCCAAUCCCAUGGCAACCCGAAAGUCGAUUCCCUUGCCCCUCAAGCUAAAAAUCUGGCUAGUUCUUCUUGCUCUAGCCAUUCCAUCCAUCACCCCGGCCCGAAUCCUGGAUAAGGAAAACCCUGCAACCCCUGAGGAACCUGAUACAACUCCAACACAGACACCCCUUUCCAAUGUUGCUCCUGCUGCAGCUACUAGUGCCACAGUUUCCAAUUCAGAGGCCUACCAUCCACUAACCUUCUUCUUGCAUGACAUUAUUGGUGGAUCAAACCCCUCAGCCACAGCAGUCACUGGGAUAGUGACCAAUCCAGCAGUCAAUGGCCAAGUCCCCUUUGCCAAACCCAAUGGAGCAGUUGUCCCAAUUGGGAAUGGCAUUCCUCAGAACAACAACAACAAUGGAAUUAUCAACAACAACAAUGUCCCCUUCUUCACUGGCCUUGGUGGAAACACAGCUAGCAACUUGAUCCAAAACAAUGGGAACAACAACAACAUCAUCGGCGGCAACGGGCUCCCAUACCUAAAUGGGGCUCAGCUCCCUCCAGGCAUAACCCUUCAAAAGCUCAUGUUUGGGACACUCACAGUGUUUGAUGAUGAGCUGACUGAAGGGCAUGAGCUUGGCUCUGGUUUGCUUGGCAAGGCACAAGGGUUCUAUGUGGCAAGUUCUGAAGAUGGCAGCAGCCAGACCAUUGCUUUCACUGCCAUGUUUCAGAGUGGUGGUUAUGCUGACAGCCUCACCUUCUUCGGUGUGCAUCUCGUGGCGGCAUCAGAGUCUCAUCUUGCAAUAAAACAUGAAAGUGGAUUCAACAAGUACAACUUUACAAGAACCACAGUGGGGCAGAUGUAG